This is a messenger RNA of Mustela erminea (ermine), 609 nucleotides long. Its product is annotated as glyceraldehyde-3-phosphate dehydrogenase-like. The coding region runs from base 19 to 609 and encodes 196 amino acids. Gene Ontology annotation, molecular function: oxidoreductase activity, acting on the aldehyde or oxo group of donors, NAD or NADP as acceptor; NAD binding. The transcript has 2 exons. The record is from RefSeq and is a predicted model, not a curated record. Lineage: Eukaryota; Metazoa; Chordata; Mammalia; Carnivora; Mustelidae.
CCGCGUGCCCGAGACACGAUGGGGAAGGUCGGAGUGAACGGAUUUGGCCGUAUUGGGCGCCUGGUCACCAGGGCUGCUUUUAACUCUGGUAAAGUGGAUAUUGUCGCCAUCAAUGACCCUUUCAUUGAUCUCAGCUACAUGGUCUACAUGUUCCAGUAUGAUUCUACCCACAGUAAAUUCCACGGCACAGUCAAGGCUGAGGACGGGAAGCUUGUCAUCAAUGGGAAGUCCAUCUCCAUCUUCCGGGAGCGAGAUCCCGCCAACAUCAAAUGGGGCGAUGCUGGUACUGAGUAUGUUGUGGAGUCCACUGGGGUCUUCACCACCAUGGAGAAGGCUGGGGCUCACUUGAAGGGCGGGGCCAAGAGGGUCAUCAUCUCUGCUCCUUCUGCUGAUGCCCCCAUGUUCGUGAUGGGUGUGAACCAUGAGAAGUAUGACAACUCCCUCAAGAUUGUCAGCAAUGGGGGCUCCUGGGUGAGACCCCGUCCUGGCCUGGGACUCCCGUCGGGUGUGAUAGCUACUCCGGAAAAGGUGGAGACAAAAGAGUCCAGCCCCAACUUCCUCCUGAUGGGGCACAGGAUGCUGGGGGACGACUUCUUGGCCGGGGGAUAA